UGCCGACUUCACAUUUUCGAAUAAUCCCAGAUCCUCAAUGAAGUUGAAGAACCGAGCUUCAGUUGAGUUUUCACCUCCUUUAGAUGACUCCAACGAGACACAUAGAGGUGGUAGACAAUCUUACUGAGCACCAUACAGAUUCAUCAAGACUGAUAAACUCUUAGUUGUGAACUUGAUGUGCCUCCAGGCAUGAUCUUGUGUAUAAGGCUACUCCACCCCCAAUUCCUGUUUUUCUGUCGUUGCGAAACAAAGAUAUCCCAGAUAUUGCCAGCUCCUAAAAAGAUAUCCAAGUUUUAGAUAUUCCAAUCAGAUGAGCAUUAGUAGCAUUGUCAAGUUCACGUAGCUCAUUCAUUUUAUUUGGUAAACUCGCGGCGCUCAUGUAUAAGCAGUUUAUGCUUUCAAUUUGAAACCGUAUGGUCAGCUACAGAUUGCUUUUGUGCUUGAUCCUGGCGCCAUGUGGCCUAUCUGGAUGCAUGUGGAUUCCAAUUGGCAAUCGAAGGUGGACUCACUGACUAGCUCUUCCCAAAGACGUUACACCUAGAUGUAAGGUUUCAGUAACCUGUAGAUUUCAACUGAGAUCGGUCAUCCAAUGGUGUUGUAGCAGCUGAUAGGACAAUUCAUGGAACAAAUCACCACGUCAAUUAUAAAAUCAUUUUUUGUGGAUUCGAAAACGAAAAUUAAUAGCGAAGCAGCUUCCCUUUGUGAUCACUUAGUAGAACUGUAUUUAUGAUGGCCAGAAUGACGCACUUAGCUGUAUGAAUAACACUGUCAGGCAACUAGCAUUAAACCUUGUGACCUCCUGUUCUUCUACAAGCACACAAAUUGUUUUGGCUGGUGCGAUAAUAAAAGCAUUGUGUUAUUACCUUCGGCGGUGUCGUGAAUUGCAGCCAUCUACAAGGCAUUUAAAUGACUCUUUAGAGAUGACUAUGGAGUUUAGCGAAGGGAGUGAAAAGAUUUCUUCUCGGAUACUGAUUAUUAAGGCGUCUGAUGACAAUUCUUCUCAAUACUUAGCGUUGAUGAAUUCUGUGUUCACAGCUCAAAAGCUUCAUGUUCCAAUAGACACAUGUGUGUUAUCGUUACCACAACAGUCAGAUAAUUUAAAUAGCAGAUGUGGGCUAAGUUCUCUUGGACACUCAAGUCUUCUUCAGCAGGCUGCAGAUCUAACUGGUGGAAUUUACUUGCAAGUACCAAGAGUUUCUGGAUUACUACAGUAUUUGUUGUCAGUAUUUUUGCCAUCAUCUAAAAUGAGAACAUCUCUUUUACUUCCAGAUAGUCGAUCCAGUGGUGUUGACUUUCGAGCUGCAUGCUUUUGUCAUAAACGAUUGAUUGAUAUUGGUUAUGUUUGUUCGAUAUGUUUGUCUGUAUUUUGUGAGUUUAAUCCGAUAUGCCCUACUUGUAAUACUCCUUUUUUGUUACCAGCUGUACAAAACAUGUGAAUAAAUACAAAACAAGAGACUUGUUCUUUUCUUCUUGACAAUGUAUAUUAACUUAAGAUGCUUAUUCGCAUUAUAGAUGUCUGACGAACGUUCAAUGAAAAAAGCUGAAAAACACAAGCUAUCUGAUCCACUUGACGAUGUAGCUUGGAAAAUUAUGCGAAAGAUGGGUUAUGAACAUGGUCAAGGAUUGGGUGUUAAUGCUCACGGUGUAGUUGAACCGGUUGCAUUGAGUAAACAAAAAGGCAGAAGUGGUCUCGGUUCAGUAAGAACAACAUCGUCAUCUGAUAAAAAGAUUGAAUCAUUCUCAGGCGAACUCUAUCAAUCUUCCAAUCCAAAUUUAGUCUGGCAUGAAGGUUGUGAUGAUGAUUAUACUACAGCUGAUGGAGAUCGUACGUGGUCAUGGUCAAUGGAAGGCGGACCUUCUAUUAAUUCCUUAUUGGAAUUGAAUUCUCUAAUUAUCAGUCCCGAUGAACCGGAGGCUUUAGGUCCGCCUAUUGAAGAGUUAGAUAAUGAAGAUAAAUUCUGCUCGAUCCAUCUUGUUCAAGAAGUUCUAAAUUAUAAGAAUCAGUUGGAUUAUUUAUCAAAAUUGAAUGUCACUAAAAGUCAUGAACGUUGUAAUCCAUACGAAUUGAUAAAGAAGGGGAUUUUUAUGAACAGAGCUGCAAUGAAAAUGGCCAACAUUGAUUCAAUCUUUAAUGGAAUGUUCACAACUGCUGCUCCAAAAGAUGAUGUAUUAUAUUUUGCUGAUAUAUGUGCUGGUCCUGGAGGUUUCUCAGAAUAUACUUUAUGGCGACGAUGUAAUGCUCCAUAUCAUAUUCACUCAUCAAAUGAAUCGAAACGGCUUAACAAUACACUCAGUCCUAGUCAUCAUUCCAAUAUGAAUGAUAAACUACUAGGAGAUACUACUGAAUCUGUCGAUCAUAACAGUCCUACUAAUAAUACUAGUACUACUUCAGAGAAACAACAACCAUUGCUGUCUGCUAAAGGAUUUGGUUUAACAUUAACCGGUCAUUGUGAUUUUCGUGAAAAUGAUUUCUUGGCUGGUCCAAAAGAAGCUUUUAUGGCACAUUAUGGACCAGGACGUGAUGGGGAUGUUACAAAAUGGUCGAAUUUAGCUUCAUUCGCAUCAUUUAUUGGUCGUAGUACAAAUAAUGCUGGUGUACAUAUUCUAAUGGCAGAUGGAGGUUUCGAUGUAUCUAGUCAGUAUAAUCUUCAAGAGGUUAUGUCUAAACAAUUGUACUUAUGUCAGUGUUUAUGUGCAUUAAUCAACCUUAGACCAGGUGGACAUUUUUUAACAAAAUUAUUUGAUACAUUCACUGAAUUCACAAUUGGUAUAAUUUAUUUGAUGGGUUAUUUAUUUGAAGAGAUUUUCAUUAUAAAACCUGUAACUAGUCGACCAGCUAAUUCGGAACGUUAUUUAGUAUGCAAAAAUUUACGAUCAUCUUUAAACACAAUGGCUGGUUGUGUACCUGCUCCCAAAUCAUCAUCAUCCAUGACAAGUCAUUCGGAUUCCACUGAUCAAAAGUCAAGUUUCCGACAGAAGACACGUAAAUUUCCAGGUCAACAACAACAAACAACCACCACAAAUGGUAUUGUUGUUGAUGAUGUGGAAGCCAGUAAAAAGUUUGGCAUUCUAACCGAUAUGAAACAAUCUGGUUCACUUGGUCUAGUGAUCAAUCAUUUUUUACAAGUUAAUGAAAAGUUAAAUCAAAUUAAAACAAACCAAUCAGUGUCUUCAUCAUCGUCAAUCAAUCCAAAAUUGGAUGUAUUAAGAAUAUGUCACACUGAAAUAAUUGAACAAGAUGAAAAAUUUAUGCAAUUUAUUCAGGGGAUGAAUGAAGAUUUUGCUAAACAUCAAUGUAUCGCUUUGUCAAAACUAUUAGCAUUCUCUCAAGAUCACAGUCUUACUGAAAAGAGACAAGAUGAAUUGUAUAGAACAUGUUUAGAAAAAUGGAAGAUUCCAAUAACAGAACGUCGACCUGUCCCUUGGCCUUUAUUAUCCGCUAAUCGUUCACCAAUUAUUCGUCGUUUAUUAGGUGAUAGCGAAAAUUUGACAUCACUCAAUACGUUACCAUCAGAAUAUCGUGCAAAUAUACGUCUUACACCAUUCACUAAUGCAAAUUUAAAUAAUUUAGAUAUUUUAUAUCAUAGUCGAAUUGCUUUAGUAUGCGGUAAUCCGUCGAUUACAUCAACUUCUGAACCAGCUCAAGCAAUGUUCAUUUAUUCACAUGGAUCUGCAGUUGCGGAUACUUAUUGCACUGUUGAUGGAGAUCAAUGGAAUAGAUUAGAUCAAGUGAUACCUAGACUAAACCCACGACUCCCACCUAGUACCUUAAUUUGGGGCCAACCAUUUUAUGAAUAUGCUGUGAAGAAUGGUUUACGAAAACACGGUUUAUUUAUAUAUGAUGUUGUGUGUAUCUACGGUCGAGAUUGUCGUAAAUUACCAUACAGGAAAAGAAUGGAAUUAGCUGAACAAAUGACAAAUGUAAUUAAUUUUCCAGAUAUGACUUCAUCCAAUGUUCGUGUACCACCAUUUCUAAAAUUGUCAGAAAUAGUUGAUUAUGUGAAAAAACUACCUCUUCUACCGUGUAAGGAUUCACCAACACUUGUACCAAUGCAUUGUUUACCCGAUGGUUUUACAUUUCAACCACAUUCUUUGUUAUUAGUACAACAUAUGACAGAUAAUUGGACUGAAGAGAUUAGUAGGAGUACUGGAAAGGUGUAUUACUUUAACCGAGUGAAAUCUGAAUCCACUUUCGAUUUACCAGAAAGUGAACACUUGUCAUUCACCGAUACACUAUACACAAAACUACCUUGGAUAACAGAACAAAAAUAUUAUCCAAGUGUUACUACUUUAGUACAAUAUUUAGAAAAAAUGUCAGAUCCUUAUUCAUAGUUGCUGGGUGAUAUGCAUAUUUAUUCAUUGGUUCAGAUUAUUUGUUUUCAAUUUCAUUCUAACACACACACACACUCACAAACACUUUUUGU
Molecule: messenger RNA, 4424 nt
Organism: Schistosoma haematobium
Lineage: Eukaryota; Metazoa; Platyhelminthes; Trematoda; Strigeidida; Schistosomatidae
Product: FtsJ methyltransferase domain-containing protein 2
Exons: 21
Coding region: 1513-4332 (939 amino acids)
Biological process (GO): 7-methylguanosine mRNA capping
Cellular component (GO): nucleus; cytoplasm
Molecular function (GO): nucleic acid binding; methyltransferase cap1 activity; protein binding
Source: RefSeq, a predicted model, not a curated record